Molecule: messenger RNA, 1728 nt
Organism: Acyrthosiphon pisum (pea aphid)
Lineage: Eukaryota; Metazoa; Arthropoda; Insecta; Hemiptera; Aphididae
Product: toll-interacting protein
Exons: 6
Coding region: 301-1119 (272 amino acids)
Biological process (GO): ubiquitin-dependent protein catabolic process
Cellular component (GO): cytoplasm
Molecular function (GO): ubiquitin conjugating enzyme binding; ubiquitin binding
Source: RefSeq, a predicted model, not a curated record
AUCAUAGAACUACUGUAUUUAAAUAAUAUGAUAUAGAAAAAUAUGCUAAUUAUUAUUUAUAAUUUAUAAUAUAUUCUCUACGUCAUGAUUGGGUGCAGAUCAUAGAAUUACGAAAGCCACACUAACACAGUAGACUCAAAUACGCAAUUGUGAACUUGGUGUCGACAAAAACAAAUAGAAGAACAUUAUACAAACAUCAAAUGAACAUUUGUGUACAUUUUCACUUCAAUAGUGUGUUAUGUUAAUUCUAGCAAUUUGACAAAUUAAUACGUGUCCGUGUUGUGUUACAAUUUUUAAACUAUGGAAUCGGUAACUACAAGGGUGAACGAUGAGAGACGAAAAAGGGUGUAUGUUGGUGAUUUACCUAAUGACUUCUUACGUCUAGACAUAGUUUCAGUAGAUGAUUCAACUAAUAGAUUGCAACAAGAAGCAGCUGACCAGCAAGCUGCUAUGGCUCUACAACAAGCAUUGUCUUGUGUGCAAGGAGACCGUGAUAGAAAUAGAUUAAAUAUUACAAUAGUUCAAGCACGGCUCGUCAAAAACUAUGGAUUAACUAGAAUGGAUCCAUAUGUACGACUCAGAGUUGGACAUUGUGUAUAUGAAACACAAACAGAUCCUAAUGGUGGUAAAACCCCUAAGUGGCAUAAAACAGUUCAAACACUUCCACAAGAAGGUGUUAAUCAAAUUCAUGUAGAAAUAUUUGAUGAAUGUUCUUUCAAAAUGGAUGAACUUAUUGCUUGGACAACAAUACCAAUUCCUAAUCAAAUUUAUAAAGGGGUCACAAUUGAACAGUGGUACAAUCUAACUGGUAAACAAGGACCAAAUAAUGAAGGAACUAUAAACAUGAUUAUAAGUUUUGGAACUCCACCUAGCCUAGGCUUAACAAAUUCAGUUAUGAUGCUGCCACAAAUGCCAAAAUUUAGCAACUCAAGUGCCAGUUUAACUCCUAUUUACAUACAACCUUCAGCACCACAAGUCCCAACCCUUAGUGCAGAAGACUUGAAACAAAUUCAAGACAUGUUUCCGAAUAUGGAUAAGGAAACAGUGAAAACUGUUUUUGAAGCCAACAAUGGUAACAAAGAUCUUACCGUUAAUUCCUUACUCCAAUUGGUCGACUAAAUAUUUGUUAAACAAUUAAGCUUUUACAUAAAUUCAUGAUAUAUUAGUGCCAUGUCAGCAGUUUGGUACCAUUAUUAAGUGGUACUCUGAUAAUUGCCUAUAGUGGGUUCUUGCCUUAACCACUUCUCACUUGGUUUAAUUAAUAAAUCAAAUGCAAAUCAGUUAUUACAUAUUGGAUUAUAUUACAAGAAUAAUAAUGCAUCUAGUCUAUAUUAGUAGUAGACUUGUAGUUCAAAAUUAUUUUAUCAAUUUAUCCACAAUUCAUUAAUGUAUCAACUGAAAUUCCAAAAACAUAAUAACCAAAUAAUUAUUAACCUUUAGUAGUUAAUAAAUAUAUUGAUUUAGGGUGGGUUACAUAAAGAGCAGUCUGUAAAUUUGUUACUGGCCCUGUAAUUUAUUCAUUAUAUAAAGUUAAUGAUUGUGUUCAACUAUGCAUAGAGACAUAUUAAGUUAUUCAUAAGCUUGAUUACCAAAUACAUUAAACCAUCAAUAAUAUUUAUAGAUAUUUGUUUGUUAUCACCUCGCCAGUACACCGUAUACAAUUUAUCUCCCCGCUAUAUAGAUUUAUUAGACAUUCCUACUUUAGUGUACUGUUUUUAUUUCUACAGU